AUGUCACGGAGACUGUUGCUAGAUGAUGAGAUUGCGAAAGAGCUGGAAUUAUUAGUUAGCUUGCCUGAUGAUCCAGCGAAUUCCGAAGAUGAAUAUGAGUCUGACGAACAUGGUGAAGAGUAUAAUGUGGAAAAACUCAAGAAUCUUUUGGUGAAUUCAGAAGGUGAGCAAUCUAGCUCAAGUAGUAAUACAAAUAUAAACAUUCCGGAAACAAUUCCGUCACCAGUGACACAGGAGUUUCCACAAUCUUAUAAAGAUAAUAUUGAGUCACACAUUCAAAACACUUCAAUUGAGCAUUUUCAAAUAUCCAUACCAGAAAAUCCACAAAUAGAAAUGUCUGUUGGUCAACCGAGCUGUAGUAGAUUUGGAAUUUCUUCAAAUGAAACAAUAGAAGAAAGCUCUGAAGAAUCUGAAUCAGAAGGUUCAUGGAAUAAAGCGAUGUGGUCUAAUGGAAACAGGCCACACUACUCAGUAUUUGACAAAAUAACUUUGACACCUCGUAGUCCAAUAUCUUACAACAGCAGGCCUUUAGUAUACUUUGAUAAGUUUUUUACUAACGAAGUUUAUAACCUCAUAAUUGAGCAGACAAAUCUAUAUGCUCAAAAACCUGCUACAACGCAGACUGGACUGUCAGUGGCAGAAAUAAGCAGUGAAGUUCGGGAAGUUGAAAAUAUUGAAAUACAAGAUUUGACCGAUGAAGAGCAACUGAACAGAGAACUAGAGAAAGCUAUGACAGGGACGAAAGGUGAUAGUGCUGUUUUAGACGAUAGUCUCAAGGUUACCAUUAAAUUUGAAAUGGCUCUUUUUGCAAAUGGUGGAUCAAAAGAUCGCUAUCUAACAGCAGCUUUUGAUAAUUUAAAGACGAUUUCAACCACAAGUGUCGAGUUAGAAUGCAUAUUUUCUUCGUCAGGAUUUAUCUGCAAUCGUCUUCGGUCCUCAUUAAAAUUGUUAUUAAUGAUGACCGAAUAA
Molecule: messenger RNA, 969 nt
Organism: Parnassius apollo (apollo)
Lineage: Eukaryota; Metazoa; Arthropoda; Insecta; Lepidoptera; Papilionidae
Source: the annotation of a GenBank genome assembly